GUCACACUCACACCCUUCCGUUUACGUCAAGUCUCUUUCCCUUCUCUCACCAAUGAAGCAUCCAUCGCUACUCUUCUUCUGUUGAUUUGGAUUGGGAGCACAUGCUUUCUGUAUUCUGUUUUCUCUGCCUUUUGAUUUCGAUUCACCUGGCCGCCGUAUCAAUACUGCACCAAGAUUUCGAUCCACAAGUAGACUCAUUCCUUCUAUUCGAGGUUUUCAAACAAAAUAGCAUUAGCUUUCCUUUUUUCGUACCUUAAACCCUUGAAUCCGGAAGCAUGCCUCCUAUGUACACAACUUCAAUUCAAAGAUUCAAUUUCCAAGGCUUCUUCUUUAAUGGCCGUCCGAUUGGUCACAAUUGCCCGAGUAUUGCUGCUUCAUGGACUAUGACAAUGAGGGAUUCUAAAAACUUCUCCAGUGGAAUGAAGAAUACCAUGGAAGACCAUUCAGUUUCAAUGCCACCUACCCAUAAGGGGGAAACUCUAAGGUCUGGCGAUCUCCGUUUCGAUCGAUUGCAACCGUCCGAUCAUGAAUUGGUCGGUGAUAAUAUACUUGAGUUUGGCCAAUUUGUUGCUCGAGAAGCCGUGCUUGAUGAAGAGUAUUGGACAGCAGCCUGGCUAAGGGCAGAAAGUCACUGGGAGAAUCCAACACUUGCACACCAUGACGUCCGAUACAUUCAUAAUUACAAAAUGAGAUUUGCAAACCAGGAAUUUAAUGCUCUAAAGAAGCGGUGCCAAAUGCAAAAUGAGCAGAAAUGCACCUGCAUCAUUGCGGUGAAGAAGGAGCAGAAGAAUGUAAAACGCCCAAUAUUGAAGAGUGUUGUAGGAACGCUUGAUUUGAAUAUCCGAUAUUUGCUGCAAGGAGAGACUUUUCCUGGGGAACGGGCUAAGGCUCCUCGAUUUUCCAGCAUCAACAGAACAGCACCAAGCAGAUAUGGCUACGUUGCAAACGUGUGUGUUGCCAAAUCAGCUCGUCGUCAGGGUAUUGCUAGCAACAUGUUGUCCUAUGCUGUUGAAUCAGCAAAAUCUAAUGGUGUGGAACAAGUAUUCGUUCACGUGGACAGAAAAAACACAACUGCACAGAUGCUGUACCAAAAGAUAGGCUUUGAGAUGGUUGAGAUGGCAAACUCUCGCUUGUUGCAGGAGCAACUAUUCUUGCUUCGUUUGCGGACAUAAAUACUAUGCAUUAUUUUGUUUCUGAACAACCGUAAAGUUCCAAAUGGCCUUAGCUUCCGUCUCUCCACGAUUAUUGGAGGUAUAACGUUCUAGAUUGUGCUGUAAUUAGCUUUUCAUUUUAUUUUUCUCCAUUGUAAAGGAAAAUGGUUUGUCAGUCUAUUAAUGAAUCAAGUUUCAGAAAGACCAAACAUUGUAUGCUUUCAGAGGUUGAUGAAAGCCAUCAGUGUCACCCCCAAUGAUAAUAAUCAGAACACUGGUGCUUGCCUCCGGUUUCUGCAUGUUCCUUUUUAUA
Molecule: messenger RNA, 1464 nt
Organism: Prosopis cineraria
Lineage: Eukaryota; Viridiplantae; Streptophyta; Magnoliopsida; Fabales; Fabaceae
Exons: 9
Coding region: 276-1172 (298 amino acids)
Molecular function (GO): acyltransferase activity, transferring groups other than amino-acyl groups
Source: RefSeq, a predicted model, not a curated record